Alternaria rosae is the source of this 792-nucleotide messenger RNA. RefSeq lists its product as uncharacterized. The record is from RefSeq and is a predicted model, not a curated record. Bases 1 to 792 code for a protein of 263 amino acids. Lineage: Eukaryota; Fungi; Ascomycota; Dothideomycetes; Pleosporales; Pleosporaceae. The transcript has 2 exons.
AUGUCGGUCUUCUCAUGGGAGGAACCCGCGCCGAGGCCACGCUACUACGCUCAGGCGCUGUCUGUAGAAGACUUGAAAGCGCUCGCACAAGGCGAGAAGAACCACAACCUCCAAGAGUGGUCGAGCGAGCGCCUUGUCACUCACCAUGAGGGUCAAGAGGCUUUGGUUCCUCGGGCGAUGCCUAUGGUGGAGAAGAUGAAUGCGCUCGCGGACAUUGAGCACGAUAUGCUGCAAAGCCAGCGCGCUGCAGUGAAGACGAAGGAGAAGGAUGACGAAUACAUUCACACACAUUUUUGGCGGUCCUCUCAGUCGACAUACGACCUUUGCUCUUCUAUGCUGCCACCUUCGCUGCCUCAGUCAACACCAACCGCACCGUCUGAGGAGUAUGGAGCGCCGCGCCACCGUCGCUACUCACACACUCGCGCAGCUAGCAGCGGAGACUAUUUCUCCCAGCCUUCCGGCCCUCGCACAAGCGCAUACAACACCCGUCGUAUCUCGCCUCUAGCAUCACCGUCAGGGCCGUCGUCGUCCAGCUCUUCGACACGCGUACGCAGCCCUCUGAAACAAGGAGUGCUGUUCCGCGCUGACCCAGAGGCGACGUUCGACUCUUUCCUCGUGCCACACAAGUCUGGUAAGGGUGAGGUGCUUGCCGAUUCGAAGAACGCGUUGAGGGUUAAGACGCCGAUGGCGAGCUCCAGCCCCAGCCCGAGUCCAAAGGCGAUGACGAAGGUUAGGCGGUUGACGAAGAUACCGUCGAUGCCGCUGCUGCGGAAGCGUAGUAGUGGGUCGUGA